AUGGCUAGUUUUGUCGCCAAGAUCCUAACUCCGUUCAAGUCGGCUGAAUUUGUGCUUGUUGAAAGCCUGCGGUGUCUUCACACAGGAAGUGUUCUCUGUGCUGAGCCUAUGAAACGAAAAAAGCGCGUAGACCCCCAGCAAGAACAGAAUAGAAUUCGCCGGAAAACAAGGCGCAUUGAAAAGGAGAUAAAGCGCCUUACUAAACAGGGCAAGAAGCUUAAACCUGUAGAGGAAAUUGAAGGUGAUCGACAACUAAUGAAAGAAGAGCACGAACGCCGACGUCCACCUCAGGAGAUCUCAUCGACCGAAGCAGACAAUCGCGUGCUGCUACUCAAGGAGUGGGCGCGUUUCCAGAGCCGCGUUGCUAGGGCAGAGGAGCAAAAACUAAGCACCGUCAUCGCGGCACAGCAGCGGGCACUGCGAGCUCUUGCCUUGCUGUCACCGCAUCACCUCUAUGCAGCCGCGAUAAAGCCCACCGCCUCGGAGGCACUGCACCUCCACACAAGCGGACCCUACGCCACUCCUCCUCCGCGCAUCGCCGGCCAAUACGAGGCGCCGGACGGUGAGAUAAUUGACAAGACGCCCACAUUCGAGUACGACUUCGAGCUUGACAGGAGGCUCCUGGCGGAGACGAAGCGAAACAAAUUCGUCAAAAUCUCGGCCAAGAAACCCACUCCGGUUGAGGAGUAA
Messenger RNA from Mesocestoides corti, 690 nucleotides. The record is from the annotation of a GenBank genome assembly. Lineage: Eukaryota; Metazoa; Platyhelminthes; Cestoda; Cyclophyllidea; Mesocestoididae.